AUGAGUCUCCAAGAUCGUAUGAAACAUGAUGAGAAAAAUAAAGCAUUGUAUCAGAAUCAAUCAUUUGCCGAAACUUCCGCUGUCAACGCAUUGGAACAACGAACGCUGCUUGAUGUUGAUUCAGAACCGUGGAAUACUCGUCAUACAAGUAUUAUUUGUACACUUGGUCCAGCUUCUCAAAGUGUUGAAAUGUUAACAAAAAUGCUCCAAGCAGGAAUGAAUAUUGCUCGUUUAAAUUUUUCACAUGGUUCUUAUGAGUAUCAUCAACAAAGUAUUGACAAUGUUCGCGCAGCUGAACAAUUGACAGCCGAAAAUGCUGGUUUAUUUCGUCCAACUGGUAUUGCAUUAGAUACAAAAGGACCUGAAAUAAGAACGGGCGUUCUUCAAGCUGGAGUCAAUUCUGAAUUAGAUUUGCAAACUGGUACAACUGUUCGUAUAACAACCGACGAAGCAUUUGCUGAAAAAUGUUCACUGGAUAAUUUAUAUGUGGACUAUAAAAAUAUUGUCAAUGUUAUUAAAAAAGGAAAUAAAGUAUUUAUUGAUGAUGGACUUAUUAGUUUAAUAACCAAAGAAGUUGGUUCAAAUUAUUUAUUGACCGAAGUCGAAAAUGGUGGUUUAUUAGGUAGUCGAAAAGGUGUAAAUUUACCAGGCGUACCAAUUGACUUACCCGCGGUAUCAAUGAAAGAUCAGCAUGAUUUAGAAUUUGCUGUUAAAAAUAAGCUCGAUAUGGUAUUUGCAUCGUUUAUUCGUGACGCUGAUGGAAUAAGAUUUAUACGAGAAUUACUUGGCCCCGAGGGAAAAGAUAUUAAAAUCAUAGCUAAAAUAGAAAAUCAUCAAGGAAUUCAAAACUUUGAUUCUAUAUUAGAAGUUGCAGAUGGUAUCAUGGUGGCUCGAGGUGAUAUGGGUAUCGAGAUUCCAGCACAAAAAGUAUUUGUUGCACAAAAAAUGAUGAUUGCAAAAUGUAAUCAAGCAGGAAAACCAGUAAUAUGUGCAACACAGAUGUUGGAAAGUAUGACAAAAAAUCCUCGUCCAACACGUGCAGAAGUCAGUGAUGUUGCCAAUGCCGUAUUAGAUAAUGCUGAUUGUGUCAUGUUAUCCGGUGAAACAGCAAAAGGAAAAUAUCCUGUUGAAUGUAUAAAACUUAUGCACGAAAUUGCUCGAGAAGCCGAAGCUUGUUUAUUCCAUCGAGAAUUAUUUGAAAAUUUACGUUAUUUCACUAAACCACCAUUAGAGCAAAUUCAUGCAACAGCAAUUGCCGCCGUUGAAGCAGCGUUUCGAAGUUUUGCAACAAUUAUUGUUGUCUUGACACAUUCUGGAAGAUCAGCUCAUCUUAUUGCUCAAUAUCGUCCACGAGCUGUAAUAAUGACUGUAACAAGAAAUUUGGCCACAGCACGACAAAUGCAUUUGUAUCGUGCUUGUUUUCCUGUAUAUGUUAAACCUCGUCCUCAAGCCACUAGCUCUACUGCUGAUCCUCACAGUUUUCAACAACAACGUAUGUGGGGUCAAGAAGCUUCAGCUAUGACAGAAUGGUUAGUCGAUGUUGAUUUCCGUGUAACAAGUGCUAUACGAAUUGCUAAAGAAAAAGGAUUUUGUAAACCGGGUGAUGCUGUCAUUGUUGUUACAGGUUGGAGAGCUGGUUAUGGUACAACCAAUACACUUCGUAUUAUUUAUGCCGAUUAA
Messenger RNA from Didymodactylos carnosus, 1680 nucleotides. Lineage: Eukaryota; Metazoa; Rotifera; Eurotatoria; Philodinida; Philodinidae. The record is from the annotation of a GenBank genome assembly.